AUGAAUUUAAACAAAAUUUCUGUCCUUUUAAAAAUAAUAAUUUUUAAAAAUACGCUAUAUAUAUUUGAUAAUGUAUGCACAUCUAUAAAUGUGAAUGAUUUAGGAUAUAAAGUAUCUGAUACAAUUAACUCUUUUAAAUAUAAAAAAAACUAUGAUAAUCCUGUAGUUUUAGAUAAGAUUCCUGAUUCUCCUUUAGACAACAAGGCUAAAUUAUCUUUUCAAGAAUUACUUAGAAAGAGAUCAAGUGAUGACGAUGACGAUAAUGAUGAUGAGGGAGAUAAUGAUGACGACGACGAUGAUAACGAUAAUAAUAAUAAUAACAACAAUAAUAAUAUGAAUAGAUUUUAUAAUAUGGCAUCUAUACAACCUGCAGCUUUUAAUAAUAUUUCACAGAAUGGAAAUCAAAGUUUUACUGCAAGAAUGAAACAAAAUUUGUCUAAAUAUAACCCUUUUAAAAAAUCAGGAUCAAAUAGUAAUGGGAAAGUAAAUAAUCCAAAUGAAAAUGUUGAUGAAGACAAUAAUGAAAAUGUAGAUGAUAAUGACACGAAAAAAAAACACAGACACAAAAAACAUAAAUCUCAAGGUACUCUUUCAAAUGAUGGAAGCAAUAAUAUGAAUAAUAACAAUAUGAAUAAUAACAAUAUGAAUAAUAACAAUAUGAAUAAUAUUAAUGUGAAUAAUAGCAAUAUGAAUAAUAACAUUAAUAAUAACAUGAAUAAUAACAAUAAUGUAAAUAAUAAUCUAAACAAUAACGUGAAUUCUAGUAAUAUUCUUCUUGGUGCUUCUGCAUUAACAGGUGCAACUAUCAGCGGACAAAAUCAAAAUGGUAUUAACAAUAAUCAAAAUGUUGUUAAUAAUAAUACAAAUAAUGGAACUAUUCAAAAUUCUAUUAUGCUAAACAAUAGUUCUUCUAUUUUUUCCAAUUUAUUUGAAAAUAAUAAUAAAUUUAAUACAAGCGAAAUGAUUUGUAGUUCUAUUAAUUGUACUUCUAUAAAUAGCCAAAAUAAUGAUAAGAUACCCCUAACUGACUGCUCAAAUGUAUUAUAUUGUGGCAAUUGUCCAUUUUCAAGUAGUCCAAAAGAUCAGUGUGCAAGUAUAAAAACUUUAAAUGUUGAUAAUACUUAUAUAGCAUCAGGAUAUGUCGAUUCCUUACAGCUUCUGAAUAAAAACAAUUUAUUAAACAUACCUUUUACUUGGGACAAAACAACAUUGGACUUUUCAAAAUGUUUACCGGAUUUAAAUAAAUUUAAAUUGGCUACCAAAGAUUUACCAAACAAAGACAAAAAUGAGGUAUCGAAACGUUUGUUUAGGUUAGCAAAUUUAUAUUUAUAUACAACAAAAUUUGUGGAAGACAAUAACAAUAAUCCGCUAAAAAUAUCCAUAAAUUUUAACAAUAUCAAUAUCGAUUCAUUAAAACCAACUGAACAGUUAGCUAAUGAAUGUAAUUCUUUAUUGCCAUGUCCUUUAAAUAUUGCAGAAAUUAAAACCUACAAUAUACACGCAACUCAGAGUUUGGUAUUAUAUCAGCGAUUAUUUAUUCCUGAAAUUUACAAUGCUCUAAAUACCUCAAAUAUUAUGAUUAACAUAACCAGCGACCCUGGUUAUAAUGUGGCAAACUACUUUUUUUACGUAAAAAUUGAUUGUGCCAAAACGAACGACAUUAUAGAAAAUGAAAUAUAUCCUACAGCUACAUUACCACAAACAAAUCAACAAACAACUCAACAAACAACUCAACAAACCAUUCCACAGACGCCUAUUGAAAAUAAUCCUCAACAAAAUGAAACAAAAAAUGGUACACCACCUAAAAAUGAUACUUCUGUACAAUUGUUGAAAAAUAACACCUCUAGUAACGAUUCUAGAAGAGGAUAUAGUUAUAGAAAUAGUUCACAUUCUAUUAUUUUCAUAUUUUCUAUAAUUACAUAUAUAUUAUUUUUAUAA
Molecule: messenger RNA, 1938 nt
Organism: Plasmodium reichenowi
Lineage: Eukaryota; Apicomplexa; Aconoidasida; Haemosporida; Plasmodiidae
Exons: 5
Coding region: 1-1938 (645 amino acids)
Source: RefSeq, a predicted model, not a curated record